Molecule: messenger RNA, 4147 nt
Organism: Lynx canadensis (Canada lynx)
Lineage: Eukaryota; Metazoa; Chordata; Mammalia; Carnivora; Felidae
Gene: AFTPH
Product: aftiphilin
Exons: 10
Coding region: 419-3133 (904 amino acids)
Biological process (GO): intracellular transport
Cellular component (GO): AP-1 adaptor complex; trans-Golgi network membrane
Molecular function (GO): clathrin binding
Source: RefSeq, a predicted model, not a curated record
CGGUUCCCCGCUGCAUGAUGGGAGAGUGUGUGGAGUGGGCGGGGGGUCUCGGCGGAGGAGGAGGUGGAGGCGGCGGCGGCGGCGGAAGAGGGCGGAGGGUAAUGGGAUGGGGGUCCCGCGACAGUGCUGAAACUCCGGGUGGGCGUCCAUGGCGCUGCUUCGCUGACAGGGCUGUGAGCAGUCUGCCUUCCGCUCUCACCAGCUCCGUGUCGGACUAGCCGGUCCUUCCCCGGGGAGCCAGUUCCUCCCCGGGCCCCUGAGCCAUGCCCAUCGCGGCCGCCCCGAACGAGCCAGUUAUCCAAUAUCAUUUAUUCUGUUUCAAGUUGAAGUACCUUUUUGGGAAUAACAGUAAUCUCUCAAAUAUGGCCAGUUGAUGUGAGUUAAAGGUGUAAAUUAAUUAUUUGAAAGCAAUUGAACAAUGGAGCCAGACAUCAUUCGAAUGUACUCUUCAUCCCCACCACCACUAGACAAUGGAGCCGAGGAUGAUGAUGAUGAUGAAUUUGGGGAAUUUGGUGGGUUUUCAGAAGUUAGCCCUUCUGGUGUAGGAUUUGUUGACUUUGAUACACCAGAUUAUACUCGUCCCAAGGAAGAGUUUGUACCUUCAAACCAUUUUAUGCCAAUUCAUGAUUUCUCAGAAAAUGUAGAUAGCCUUACUAGCUUUAAAUCCAUUAAGAAUGGUAAUGAUAAAGACAUCACUGCUGAACUUUCUUCUCCUGUGAAAGGACAGUCUGACGUUUUACUUUCUACCACCAGCAAAGAAAUAAUUUCAUCUAAAACUUUAGAUACUUCCAUUGAUGGCAUAGAAAGUCCAGGAGAUUUAAAUACUAUAGUGAAGCAGAGACAGAAUGUUGGAACACCUGAAAGUUUCUCUCCAGGAGAUUUUAGAACUGAUACGAAUGUUGUUCACCAAAACAAGCAGUUAGAGAGCUGCAAUGGUGAAAAGCCUCCUUGUCUGGAGAUUCUAACAAACGGGUUUGCAGUAUUGGAAACUGUGAAUCCUCAGGGAACAGAUGAUCUGGACACCGAAGCCGAUUCAAAAGGACGAAAGCCUCUUAGCACUCAUAGUACUGACUAUAACUUAGACUGUGCACCUAGUCCUGCUGAGGAAUUUGCAGAUUUUGCCACAUUUUCCAAAAAGGAAAGGAUACAACUAGAAGAUAUAGGAUGUGCAGUUUUAAAUGAUAGAGAAGCAUUAACCAUUCAGGAAAAUAAUAAAAUUAAUAGAGUCAGUGAACUGAGUUCUGUAAAAGCACUGUCUUUGGGUAGAAGCUUUGACGAUAAAGGAGACAUUGAUGGAGAGGAUCAGGUUUGUGUUUCAGAAAUAAGCAUAAUGAGUACCAGAGGUUUCAGUACUGAAAAACAAGGCCUUCCAACAUUGCAACAGGAUGAAUUUUUAAAAUCAGUUCACUCAAAGCCUUGGAGUUUGGCAGACUCAGCUGAUAAUUCAGAAGCCAGUAUGAGAGAAUGUAAAACUGAGGAAAAACUUGAUUUGUUUACUUCUAAGUGUGCUGACCUAUGCAUGGAUUCUAUUAAAACUUCUGAUGCUGAUGAUGAAGUUGGUUCUUCCAAAGAAGAAAGUAAAAAGUUUACUGACUCCCAAAGCCCCAGCAUUGAUCCUACAGAAGAAAACGUUCUGGAUGAUUCUUUAAGUGUAAAAAAUGGUGACAGUAGUAAUGACUUUGUGACUUGCAAUGAUACUAACGAGGAUGAUUUUGGUGACUUCGGCACAGCCAGUGGCACGACUCCACCUUUUGUUACUGGUACCCAAGAUUCAAUGAGCGAUAUCACUUUCGAAGAGUCCUCAGAGCACUUUCCACAUUUUAGUGAACCAGGUGAUGACUUUGGAGAAUUUGGGGAUACAAAUGCUGUUUCUUGCCAAGAUGAAAUUCUAUUUACUGAGUCCGACCUAAAACAGACUUCUGAUAGUUUAUCAGAGGAAUGUAAGUUGGUGGGAAAGUCUUCUGGGACAGGCACUGAUCCUGUUUCAAAACUGGAAAUUGAGCAAGAAGGUGAAUUUGGAGAUUUUGAUUCUGUGCCAAAUAUUCGAGAGGACCUCAGUGCUUUUCAAGACUCUGAUGAUUUUGCGGACUUCAGUUCAGCUGGGCCUAGCCAAGUUGUAGAUUGGAAUGCCUUUGAGGAUGGACAGAAAGAUAGUUGUUCUUGGGCUACUUUUGGAGACCAGCAGGCUGCUGAAUCUCACCAUCGAAAGGAAGCCUGGCAGUCACAUAGGACAGAUGAAAAGAUUGAUACUCCAGGAACCCCCAAAAUGCACAGUGUCCCUUUAGCAACUUCCAAAGGAGCAGUUGCUGGUGGCCAUUUACAGGAAACAGCCACUUCAGUUCAGACAGCUUUACUAAACCGCCUGGAGCGAAUUUUCGAAGCAUGUUUUCCUUCAAUAUUUAUCCCUGAUACUGAAGAAGAAGUUACUUCCCUGAAGCACUUGCUGGAAACAAGCACCUUCCCAAUAAAAACAAGAGAGGCCUUAGCUGAAAGUGGGGAACUGCUGGAUGUGUGGACCGAGCUACAGGACAUCCACGAUGCACAUGGCUUGAGAUAUCAGUGGGGUGGCUCCCAUAGCAACAAGAAGCUUUUGUGCUCCUUGGGAAUAGACACCCGAAACAUUCUCUUCACGGGUAACAAGAAGCAGCCUGUUAUAGUGCCCAUGUAUGCAGCAGGAUUGGGUAUGUUAGAACCCACCAAGGAACCAUUGAAACCACUAUCUGCUGCAGAAAAAAUCGCUUCCAUUGGUCAGACAAACACCAUGUCACCAGAAAUGAACACAUGUACAUCUGACCAAUUUCAGGAGUCUCUACCACCCGUCCAGUUUGACUGGAGUAGCAGUGGCCUUACUAACCCUUUAGAUGGUGUGGAUCCAGAGUUGUAUGAGUUAACAACUUCUAAGCUGGAAAUCUCCACCUCAAGCCUCAAAGUGACUGAUGCAUUUGCAAGACUCAUGUCCACAGUAGAGAAGACAAGCACAUCUACCAGGAAACCGAAAAGAGAAGAGCACCUAAGUGAAGAAGCCAUCAAGGUGAUCGCUAGCCUUCCUGACUUAACAUUCAUGCAUGCCAAGGUGUUGAUGUUCCCAGCCACGUUAACACCUUCCACAAGGUCCCAAGAGAAAGCAGACUGAUAACCGAUGUGAAUUGGACACUUUCAAUUGCUUUUCCUUUCCUCCAGCCCUUCCCUACCAUCAAAAGCAUACCUGCUCUAAUUAAAAAAAAAAAAAAAAAAAAAAAGUUCAGCUGAUUUGUUGGUAAGCCGCACUAGAAAGGUAUACAUAGUAAUGUAUAUUUAUUUACAUACUGAAGUCCUAAAUUUAUAUUAGAAAAAAUGUAAAUAAUCGGGGGUGAACAUUUUUGAAGAUUUAUUCUUUUUGUGUUGCUGGGGUGUAUACAUUUAUGUCUUUGUGAAAUACACUGGUGGUGUCCUUCUUACAAAACUUUUGAAAUAAAAAAAAAUUAAAAACUCAAAUCUCCACUGUCUGUGAAAUCCCCUUCAGUCUUUUCAGAUUGCAUUGAAUGUUCUAUUAAUUUUUCAUAUCAUACGUUGAAUUACUUUUGCUAUCAUAAAUAAGCUCCAAAGUCUCCAUUUAAUUUUUUUUUUUUUUUUUUUUUUUCAAUUUUACGUGUGGUGGGUUUGUUUCAGAUCUGGCUUUUGUUAACAUUUUUGCGCUUUUUUUUUUUUUUUUAAUCUUUUCAGUCUGGCAUAUUGCUAUUUGACCUUUUGCGAGGUACUUAAUUGAUUGCUGUUUUGUUGUAGGGUAUGGAUCAUUGUCAGAACUUGAUUGGAGGGGUUUAAAGAGAUUGUGUCUGUUUUAAAUCAGUUUGGUUUGGAGAAGGACCAAAUUAUAUGAAUGUCUUAAAAUGAAAUUUACUUGUUUUAAUGAUUUUUUUUUUGUUUUAUCGUACCACUAUUUUUUGAGGAUUUUGCACAGUGUAAAAUGACAUAAUCAUAGAUUGCUAUGGUUUAGGCUGUAUAUACAGUAAAAACUAUGGGUUUUAAAUGUUUGGGGAAAUUCCUAUGGAAAAAAGAAAGACAUGUAGAGGAACCUCUGACAAGGUGAAUGUGCAUGCCCAGGUCUUUUGAGAUUUCAGUGUGUAAAUUUCCUUUUAGCUUACACAAAAAUAAAAUAAUUUAAAAGAAA